GUUCCAAAAAAGCCUAUUUGCCUGUGUUUUUCUGUGUAAUUUUUCUCAUGCGUGUUGAAAUAAAUUCAAAAACAUUAGGAAAAAUCCAAGAAAAAUUAGGAAAUUCAGAAGAAGACGUGUAGGCUAACCUCAAAGUUUCUUGGAAAGUUUUAGAAAGAUGACUGCGGAGGAGCAGCGAGUGAUGGUGAUCGGAGAGAUCAUCCAGGCACUCCUCAAAGCUCACCAUCAGGGAGUGGAUGUGAAUCUCAAUACUUUGAAAGCCAAUAUCACAUCCAAAUAUGGUCUGGAAAAGACUCCCAGACUCGUGGAUAUAAUAGCAGCAAUUCCCGACGAUGCCAAGACAAUUCUUCUGCCCAAAUUGCGAGCAAAGCCAAUCAGGACAGCCAGUGGGAUUGCAGUUGUGGCUGUUAUGUGUAAGCCCCAUCGAUGUCCUCAUAUCAAUUUCACGGGAAAUAUCUGCGUGUACUGCCCAGGAGGACCUGACAGUGAUUUUGAGUACUCCACACAGAGCUACACUGGCUUUGAGCCAACAUCCAUGCGAGCCAUCAGGGCACGAUAUGAUCCUUUUAUCCAGGCCUACAAUCGCGUGGAACAGCUCAAGCAGCUGGGCCAUUCCGUGGAUAAAGUAGAAUACAUUGUGAUGGGGGGAACUUUUAUGAGCUUGCCUGAAGAUUAUCGGGAUUACUUCGUCAGAAAUCUCCACGAUGCUCUUUCUGGGCAUUCGAGCUCAAAUGUGGCUGAAGCUGUGAGGUUUUCUGAGCGCUCGAAGGUCAAGUGCAUUGGAAUAACCAUUGAAACCCGUCCGGACUACUGUCUACAACGACAUCUCAGUGAUAUGCUGAACUACGGAUGCACUAGGCUGGAGAUUGGGGUGCAGUCAGUCUACGAGGAUAUUGCCAGGGAUACAAACCGAGGGCAUACGGUUAAGGCUGUCUGUGAGAGCUUCAACAUGUCCAAGGAUGCGGGCUUCAAGGUUGUCUCCCACAUGAUGCCUAAUCUCCCAAAUAUGGAUCUCGAGCGGGAUAUUGAGCAAUUUAUUGAGUUCUUCGAGAAUCCCGACUUCCGGGCUGAUGGACUGAAGAUCUAUCCAACUCUCGUGAUCCGGGGCACAGGGCUGUAUGAACUGUGGAAAACUGGAAGAUACAAAUCCUACCCACCAUCUACUCUAGUCGACCUCAUAGCCACAAUCCUCGCCCUUGUUCCGCCCUGGACCAGGAUCUACCGAGUCCAACGGGAUAUUCCUAUGCCGCUAGUGACCUCUGGAGUGGAAAAUGGAAAUCUCCGGGAACUAGCACUGGCCAGAAUGAAAGAUCUAGGCACAGCUUGUCGAGAUGUGAGGACACGUGAAGUGGGCAUUCAGGCCAUUCACAACAACAUCCAUCCAAAUGAAGUUGAACUCAUUCGGAGGGAUUACAUGGCCAAUGGGGGAUGGGAGACUUUCCUGGCCUACGAAGAUCCACACCAGGACAUCCUCAUUGGGCUACUGAGGCUCAGGAAAUGCUCUACGGAGACAUUCAGGCCAGAACUUCUGGGCAAUUGUUCAAUUGUCCGGGAGCUUCAUGUUUACGGAAGUGUUGUGCCAGUGAAAGCAAGGGAUCCCACAAAGUUUCAGCAUCAGGGCUUUGGGGUGCUACUGAUGGAGGAAGCUGAGAGGAUUGCUCGUGAAGAACAUGGUAGCUCAAAGAUUUCAGUGAUUUCGGGAGUUGGAACAAGGAAUUACUACCGAAAGCUGGGCUAUGAACUCGAUGGACCCUACAUGAGUAAAUCAUUGUUGUGAAUAUUUAUCACAUUAAUAAAAUAUAUAGAAACUUUGGAAAAA
Phlebotomus papatasi is the source of this 1819-nucleotide messenger RNA. It is a transcript of the gene Elp3, whose product is annotated as elongator complex protein 3. NCBI's taxonomy places the organism in Eukaryota, Metazoa, Arthropoda, Insecta, Diptera, Psychodidae. Gene Ontology annotation, cellular component: elongator holoenzyme complex; nucleus; cytoplasm. The record is from RefSeq and is a predicted model, not a curated record. Bases 158 to 1777 code for a protein of 539 amino acids. The transcript is spliced from 3 exons. Gene Ontology annotation, molecular function: acyltransferase activity, transferring groups other than amino-acyl groups; iron-sulfur cluster binding. Gene Ontology annotation, biological process: tRNA wobble base 5-methoxycarbonylmethyl-2-thiouridinylation.